Messenger RNA from Vitis vinifera (wine grape), 1271 nucleotides. RefSeq names its product transcription factor FER-LIKE IRON DEFICIENCY-INDUCED TRANSCRIPTION FACTOR. The record is from RefSeq and is a predicted model, not a curated record. The transcript is spliced from 4 exons. Lineage: Eukaryota; Viridiplantae; Streptophyta; Magnoliopsida; Vitales; Vitaceae. Gene Ontology annotation, biological process: regulation of DNA-templated transcription. Gene Ontology annotation, molecular function: sequence-specific DNA binding; DNA-binding transcription factor activity; protein dimerization activity. Bases 88 to 1032 code for a protein of 314 amino acids. Gene Ontology annotation, cellular component: nucleus.
UAUUAUAAUCAACCAUGUUCCCUCCCUUGUAUAUUUAAAACUAGGUAAACCUCUCAAAACCAGCAGACUAUUAUUCCAUGAACCGCAAUGGAUCGGAGGGAUGCAUCUGCAGGCACCUUGCCCAAUGUUACCGACUUUGGUUUCCAUGAUUUCAUCAAUGAGCCUAACUUCGAGCAGUUGAUUGAGCUCAUCAGAGGAGAAAGCGCGGAUUCUCUCGUGAAGUUCUGCCCCAAUUAUGAUUGUGAGCACAUGAAUGGUUGUUUGGAUGAUAACCAGUUUGGCUCAUCCGUGGGAGAAUUGUUUGAGUUCGACCCUGCAACUGCAACGGUGUCGAAUCCUGAUUCGGUUAUCGACUCACUGCCGAGCAUUGAUGGGGAGAUGAAGGGAGGGGAAGAGAUUGAUGGGGAGGAUUCAUCCGGGAAUACUACCACUACACCCACAAAGGGGACCAAGGUUGAUAGGUCCAGAACUUUGAUUUCAGAGAGGAGGAGAAGAGUUCGAAUGAAGGAGAAGCUCUAUGCGUUACGUUCCUUGGUUCCUAACAUAACUAAGAUGGACAAGGCCUCCAUUGUUGGAGAUGCUGUCCUGUAUGUGCAGCAGCUGCAGAUGCAGGCCAAGAAGCUAAAAGCUGAGAUUGGGGGCCUUGAAUCUUCGUUAGUGCUGGGAGCAGAGAGAUAUAAUGGCUUAGUGGAAAUCCCCAAGAAGAUUCAAGUUGCACGCAGCCACCAUCCCAUGUGUGGGAAGAUUUUUCAGAUGGAUGUGUUUCAAGUGGAGGAAAGAGGGUUCUAUGUGAGAUUGGCGUGCAACAGGGGAGAAAGGGUGGCGGUUUCGCUGUACAAGGCGCUUGAAUCCCUCACCGGCUUCAGCAUUCAGAGCUCUAACUUGGCCACAUUUUCAGAGACUUUUGUAUUGACAUUUACUUUGAAUGUUAGAGAAUGUGAUGAAAGCAUGAACUUGCCAAAUUUGAAGCUAUGGUUAACUGGGGCUCUUCUGAACCAGGGAUUUGAGUUCAAAACACUUCCAUCCUCCUAAUUUACUUCUACAAAAUAAUUUCUGUAAUUCCACUCAAGUAUGUGAUCAUAACAAGGAGCAGCGAAUCCCAUACAUGGGUGCCAGUCAUUAGUCAGUACAGAAGUCCCAGGGUACACGAAUCCCAGUAUCAAUUUUCCCCCCGGUUUCGUGUAGCCGCAGAUGCAAUACAUUUUGGACAUGGUUGAUGACAUGUAUCAUCAAUUCAAAUCAAUGAAAGUCAGCUUGAUUAGUUAGUGUCA